Balaenoptera ricei (Rice's whale) is the source of this 2519-nucleotide messenger RNA. It is a transcript of the gene RHOT2, whose product is annotated as ras homolog family member T2. Gene Ontology annotation, molecular function: calcium ion binding; GTP binding; GTPase activity. Gene Ontology annotation, cellular component: mitochondrial outer membrane. Gene Ontology annotation, biological process: regulation of mitochondrion organization; mitochondrion organization; mitochondrion transport along microtubule. Bases 409 to 2343 code for a protein of 644 amino acids. The transcript has 18 exons. The record is from RefSeq and is a predicted model, not a curated record. NCBI's taxonomy places the organism in Eukaryota, Metazoa, Chordata, Mammalia, Artiodactyla, Balaenopteridae.
UUUGGGCUUUUGUUUCUACCUUGUACAGUUCAAAUAAAUGUGGGUGUUGCAUUGAGGCAUUGUCUCCUGGUCACUCCAGGCUGCCUGAGCUCAGUUUCUGCCCAGCCUCCAGACCUCCUGCUCCCUGCCAGGGAUCCUGACCCCUGCAAGAGCCGCGGGAGCCUGAGCAGGAGCUGCGGGGCGGGGCGGCACUGGGCAAAGGCCCCGCCCCUCUGGCCGGCAGUGCCCGGCGCGCCCAAGCGGUGGCGCCGCCAGGCAGUUAGGCCGGUCUGGCCCGCCCGCCUCGCUAGUGCGGCUGCGCGGGCGGGGGCCGGAAGUGCGGGCGCAGCUACAGCGCGAGUCGGGACCGCGGUCGUGGGCGGGGGCCGGGCCUGCACCGGGGUCGGGCUGCAGCUCCCGGCGGCCAGCAUGAAGCGGGACGUGCGCAUCUUGCUGCUGGGCGAGGCCCAGGUGGGGAAGACGUCGCUGAUCCUGUCGCUGGUGGGCGAGGAGUUCCCCGAGGAGGUCCCCCCCCGGGCAGAAGAGAUCACCAUUCCCGCGGACGUCACCCCAGAGAAGGUGCCCACCCACAUCGUGGAUUACUCAGAGGCUGAGCAGACAGUCGAGGAGCUCCAGGACGAGAUUCACAAGGCAAACGUGGUGUGCGUGGUGUAUGACGUGUCUGAGGAGGCCACCAUUGAGAAGAUCCGAACCAAAUGGAUCCCACUGGUGAAUGGGGAUACCAAGAGGGGGCCCAGGGUCCCCAUUAUCCUGGUGGGCAACAAGUCGGACCUGCGGCCGGGGGGCUCCAUGGAGGCUGUGCUGCCCAUCAUGAGCCAGUUCCCCGAGAUCGAGACCUGUGUGGAGUGCUCGGCGAAGAACCUGAAAAACAUCUCAGAGCUGUUCUACUAUGCACAGAAGGCCGUGCUACACCCCACUGCUCCCCUCUAUGACCCUGAGGCCAAGCAGCUGAUGCCCAAGUGCGCCCAGGCCCUCACACGCAUCUUCAGGCUCUCAGACCAGGACAUGGACCAGGUGCUCAGUGACCAGGAGCUCAACGCUUUCCAGAUGUCCUGCUUCGGGCACCCUCUUGCCCCACAGGCCCUGGAGGACGUGAAGAUGGUGGUGAGCAAGAAUGUGGCAGGAGGCGUGCAGGAUGACCGGCUGACCCUGGACGGCUUCCUUUUCUUGAACAUGCUCUUCAUCCAGCGAGGCCGCCACGAGACCACGUGGACCAUCCUGAGGCGCUUUGGCUAUGGCGACUCGCUUGAGCUGACGGCCAACUACCUCUGUCCACCGCUCCGUGUGCCCCCCGGAUGCAGCACCGAGCUCAACCACCGCGGCUACCAGUUUGUGCAGAGAAUGUUCGAGAAGCAUGACCAGGACCGGGAUGGCGCCCUCUCGCCAGCAGAGCUGCAGAGCCUCUUCAGCGUGUUUCCUGCUGCUCCCUGGGGGCCCCAGCUCCCUCGCACGGUCCGCACCGAGGCCGGUCGGUUGCCCCUGCACGGGUAUCUCUGCCAGUGGACUCUGGUGACCUACUUGGACGUCCAGCACUGUCUUGAGCACCUUGGCUACCUGGGCUUCCCCACCCUCUGCGAGCAGGAUUCCCAGGCCCACGCCAUCACAGUCACCCGGGAGAAGAGGCUGGACCAGGAGAAGGGACAAACGCAGAGAAACGUUUUCUUGUGCAAGGUGGUGGGGGCCCGCGGAGUGGGCAAGUCCUCCUUCCUGCAGGCUUUCCUCGGCCGUGGCCUGGGGGAUGCUGGGGAGCCUGCCGGGGAGCCCUCUGCCUACACCAUCGACACCGUGCAGGUCAACGGGCAGGAGAAGUACCUGAUCCUGUGUGAGGUGGGUGCAGACAGCCUCCUGACCGCCUCGGCCGACGCCACCUGUGACAUUGCCUGCUUGAUGUUUGACAGCAGGCACCCCAGGUCCUUCUCGCUGUGCGCCAGUGUCUACAAGCGCCACUACAUGGACAGGCAGACCCCCUGCCUCUUCGUCUCCUCCAAGGCUGACUUGCCCGAAGGCGUCUUGCUGCCUGGUCUGUCUCCGACUGAGUUCUGCCGUAGGCACCGGCUGCCCGCCCCCGCCCUGUUCUCUUGUGCCGGCCCAGCCGAGCCCCGCGCGGCCAUCUUCACCCGGCUUGCCACCAUGGCCGCCUUCCCGUGGGUACCAGGAUCGAAGCCCCUGUGUGGGAGACCCCUCCCUGUCCCAGGAGAGUGGCACAGCUGUGGUGUCAGGACUGGAGUCAGUCAAGGUUGCAGGGUGGGCCUUGGUGCCCAUGCCGAUGCCCAGGCGGGGCCCUCGGGGCCUGGCCUCACUGGCUGCUCUCUCGUCUGGGGGUCCUGCCAUGCUGGGCACUGACACGGAGCAGCUGAGUGGGGCUCUGGGACUUUGUAGGAGACGGAGGUGGGGGUACAGCAGCAAGACUCCCCUCUCUCCUGCAGACACCUUGUCCACGGGGAGCUGCACGCCACCUCCUUCUGGCUCCGGGUGGCGCUGGGGGCCGUCGGGGCUGCCGUCGCUGCCGUUCUCAGCUU